AUGGCGGUCAACGAGCAAGAUCCGCUGCUGCGGCUGCGUCAGGUCAUCGCGGCCGGGCAGGCCAUUGUGCCGAGCGCGUCGAGCGAGGCGGGCUCCCCCGAGGUAGGCCUCGCGCAGGCGAGCCACCUGCUGCUUGCGGACGCGGCGCCGUCGGCGCUGCGCAUGGACGCGCCGACGCGCUUCAUCUCCAGCGACCAGCCGGUCGACCUGCGCUCCAUCUACUUUGCCUGGCUGAACCGCGAGCUGGCCAUUCCCGAAUACAACGCGGCGGCGGCGACGCUCAACGCUGAGCUCGGCGCCGCCGGCGCCCGCGUCCAGAACCUCGGCUUCAUCGAGCGCCUCGACCUCAUCACCUGGCUCGAGGGCGCGAGCGACGAGUCCGAGUACAUCAAGCCCCUCGUCGGCGACGCCGAGGCAGCAGCGGCCGCCGCCGCCGCCCCCGCGACAAAGGCCGGUGCUGCAGCCGCCGCCGCUGUCCAGGCGCGCAGCGGCAAGGGCACGUUGGACCCGCGACUCGCGAGCAUCUACGACGGCGAGCGCCGCAUGGGAGACCGCAAUACCGUCCUGCGGGGCGUCAAACCUACGGACUUUUCCCACGUGCGCAAGCUCGCCGAACCCUUUCUCCAGCGCAAGACGCAGUCGACGGCGAGCCUGGUGGCCAACACGGCGCUGUCGCUCAACCAAAAGGGCCCGCAGCGGCGGCCGGACCCCAUCAUCCUGCUGUCGCCGUCGGCGUCGUCGCUGCUGCGCAUGUCCAACGCGCGGUCCUUUCUCGAGGACGGCAAGUUUGUGCCGCCCGACGCGGGCGCCUCGACCGUCAGCAUGCUGCACGUGCAGCGCGUCAUCCGCAGCGUCGACCCCCACCGCCCGAUGCGCUUCAUCCUCGUCGAGGGGCCCGAGCAGUUCAAGCCCGAGUACUGGAACCGCGUCGCCGCCGUCUUCACCACCGGCCAGACCUGGCAGUUCAAAAACUACAAGUGGAGCAACCCCAACGAGCUCUUCAAGCACGUCCAGGGCAUCUUUGUCGGCUGGCGCGGCGACCUGCCCCCGGACCCCGUCCGCGACUGGGGCCACCGCGUCCUCGCCGCCCCCGUCGACCGCUGGCGCGGCCACGGCCUCGACAGCUCCCGCUUCCGCGACAAGGAGGCCGUCGAGUCCAUCUGGAACACCAUUGAGCUCAACAUGCGCUCCAAGGGCUGGCGAAAGGACGCUGCGCCGACGGCGAUAUAG
This is a messenger RNA of Cordyceps militaris CM01, 1230 nucleotides long. RefSeq names its product Pol II transcription elongation factor subunit Cdc73, putative. Lineage: Eukaryota; Fungi; Ascomycota; Sordariomycetes; Hypocreales; Cordycipitaceae. Gene Ontology annotation, biological process: positive regulation of transcription elongation by RNA polymerase II; transcription elongation by RNA polymerase II. Gene Ontology annotation, molecular function: RNA polymerase II complex binding. Bases 1 to 1230 code for a protein of 409 amino acids. Gene Ontology annotation, cellular component: Cdc73/Paf1 complex. The record is from RefSeq and is a predicted model, not a curated record. The transcript has 2 exons.